Molecule: messenger RNA, 955 nt
Organism: Corticium candelabrum
Lineage: Eukaryota; Metazoa; Porifera; Homoscleromorpha; Homosclerophorida; Plakinidae
Product: SH3 and PX domain-containing protein 2B-like
Exons: 3
Coding region: 98-940 (280 amino acids)
Cellular component (GO): cytoplasm
Molecular function (GO): phosphatidylinositol binding
Source: RefSeq, a predicted model, not a curated record
CCAAGGUGGUUACCCAAUACCUCAGCGUUUCUUAGCGGGGGUGGACGGAUUAGGGCGUAGCGGCUAGACGCGUGAGACCAGAGCAUACAUUCUAGCAAUGAGUAGCUCUGACAGUUCAGAUCGUAAACCCGUAAAUGCUCGAGUCGUCGAUAUUGCCGAACGCAAAAGUGGAGUGUUGAAACCAACUCAGUAUGCAUUUGUUGUAGAGGUCUCCUGGUCAGAUGGAAGCCACACCCACAUUUGGAGAAGCUAUCACGAAUUCUUCCACUUCCAGUGCAAUUUGCUGAGCGAAUUUCCGGAAGAAGCUAGCGCUAGCGAUUCCAAAUCAAGAGAAAUUCCAUUUUUGCCCGGUAAGAAGUUGUUUUCUCGAAGUACCAAGAAACUAGCAGAGUCAAGACGUGAAGGAAUAGACACCUACGUUCAGGCUCUUCUUCGAUUAAAGAGUAAAAUCGUUGAAUCCGACUUAGUGCAGCAAUUUCUGCAACAGAAGGCUACUGAUCCUGUUGGGCUUGAUCAGAAACGAAGCGCAGAAACUCUUCAUUCUGCAGCCGCAGCAGCUGCUUCUGCUGAUAGACCAGAGGAUAAUGACGAUGUUGAGGAUGAACAUAAGAGAAUGGAUGGAAGAGAGCCACAUAAUGAGGUUGCAGUCAGUGAUGAGACAUCAGAAAGGGAUGAACAGCACGAGAAAUCCAGCCACUUGUCUCAAGAAAAAGAGACAGAAAACGAAGCCGUGCCACCUAAUACUGUUGAGAGUGGACAAGAGCAGCAGACAAAUGACAAAGAAGGCAUUGAUAACAAAGAUGGAGGUACAUUUACUCUUACAGCCGAGGUAGAUCUGAAACACACAGAAGAUGAGACCGAACUGAAAGAUGAGACCGAACUGAAAGAUAAGAAAGAGCCAAAUUUAGAAUCGGACAAUCAGCCAACUGACACAGAUUAGCAGGCAUGAGCACCU